CACACUGAAAUGCAAACUCCCAGCUUUGGUGCCCAUGUCAAAUAAGUAAAUGUCCCACUCCUUCCUCCAGCCUUCCCUCAGCCAUCCCACCGCCCAGGUCCUGCCAAGGGGAGCAGCAGCUUCACAGCUGAGAUACAGCUCCUCGGCCACACUGAAAUGCAAACUCCCAGCUCUGUGCCCACGUCAAAUAAGUAAAUGUCCAAGCAUGAACCAGGGUGAAAUAAUGAUCCUAAUUUACUCUGCUUUCUUCUACCGGUCUCUUCCUUGGCUCCUGUGGUGUUUCCUCCAUUAACUACCAGGAACCAGUAGGAACGCUUGAACAAUUAACAACUAGCAGGCUUUUUUAAAAUUAUUAGAGUCAUUUAAACAGUCCUGAAAAGGGUGAGAAUGUUGGAACAUUGUCAUUUUAAAAGCCUGAGCUACACUGAGUUUAGGGGAAGAGGAGGUGCUGCUGAAGCAGUAGCACUUUAUAAGCACUUAAUUGUUUGGCUUGACUCUUUCUGUGUUUCUCACAAAAUUCAGCACACAGUGGAAAGGCAAACAUGGUGAAAAACAAGCAUUUCUUCUGGAAGGCUGGGGUUUCACAGGGAAAAAAAUCCUGAAGAGAAGGAUAAAGAAUUGCUGUGGGCUUUGCUCCUGCACUUAAUUCUUAUGGAUCUUGCCCAUGUGCUACUUGGGCAGCCCUUGCUGGUGCCUGGUAGUCUUGCAGAUGCCUACAGAAGAUCAAAAUGCACACAGUGCUACAGGCCUCCUCACCCCACCUGCUCAGCCAGAGCCCAGCAGCGAGCCAAGGCACUACUGUGCCACCACAGUGACACAAGGGGCUCAAGGCACCCCCUGUGACUUACUGGAGGGCCCCUUGUCCCCAGGAAUGGCACUGUGGUGCUCACAAAGGUGUAGGAAAAGCCGUGGGCAUGGAUGUGCAGAGCCACUGAGAGCCACAGGCACUGCUCUUUCCCACCCGAUGGGGAUGCCCGUGCUGGCCUCCUGAGCUCUUGUUGGUGCUUUUCCGGCCUGGCUGCCAGCCUGGAAAACAAAGUUCCCAACCAAAGCAAGAGCAAGUGGGGAGGAACACGGAGAACAGCUCUGACAUUCCUGCCUGCCUCCAGCAAUGUUUCCAGAGCAAUAGGGCUGCAGAGGCUGGGCCUGCUGAGCUCCCAGAUGAAUAGAAGCAAUGGACAUGCUACUGCAGCAGCGUAAUAGCCUUCAGCAAAGGAAUUAGAGCUCAGCCAUAGUGCAGCAAAUCUCCCCGGUUAAAAUCCCUUCCCCAGUCCCGUUAGUACAAGUACCAAAGAACUGCAACUUCCCUCUCUGUGAGCCUCUUUUAGACCCAGGCUUUAUAUCCUGCAAGCAGAGGAUGGGAUUUUACCAAGGGGGAUUUUCUUGAAGCAGGAGGACUGAAGAGUACUGCCGCUCACCAAGGCCAGCCAGGAAAGGACGGAGCAGCGGGUGAUCUGCCAAAGCUUCCUACAGCCACAUCCACCAGCACUAAGCUGUCUCAUUGCAAGGGUGGAUGCUGGAAGAAGUGGAGGACCAGAGCAGAAGAUACACAAACUGCACAGGAUAUUUCCAGAAUGUAUGGGAUUCACAGCUGAUUGCUCUAAAUGCAGAUUUCUGUUUCAACAGGUGCUGAAGGCUAAGAUUGGUGUCCUGAAAGAGAGCUCAUGUUUUGCUUCCAUUAAUUUAACUUUAUUUGGACUUCUGAAUCAAUCCUUCCCUCACCUUCCCAGCCACUUACAGCAGAAGGGACCUCCAAACCCCUCAGCAGGAUGAACAAGACCAAGGGAGCUUUUGAUAGCCCAGAACUUUGGAGCCCAGGUUGCACGCAGAGCAGCACCUCCCUGAGCAGUCUGGCACCACCCUUUGCAUUUGGACAGCAGGCUAUGGACACAGCCCUGAACGUAAUCCUUAUCACUGUCCUCCUGGUCAUCAUGGUGUCUCUGGGAUGUACAAUGGAGAUAGCCAAGAUCACAACUCACCUCAGGAGACCUAAAGGUGUGGCAAUAGCCAUAUUGGCUCAGUACAGUAUCAUGCCUUUGACAGCAUUCAUAUUAGGCAAGCUCUUCCAGCUGGGCACCUCAGAAUCCCUGGCCAUCCUCAUCUGUGGCUGCUGCCCAGGGGGAAACCUCUCCAACAUCUUUAGCCUGGCACUGAGAGGGGACAUGAACCUCAGUGUUGUAAUGACUGCAUGCUCCAUGGUCCUGGCAACUGGAUUAAUGCCACUGCUUCUGUACCUUUACUCGGGAGGACUGUAUGAGGGUGAUUUGGAGGGCAAGGUACCUUACAAAGGAAUAAUCACCUCCCUGGUGCUGAUGCUAAUCCCCUGUGCCAUCGGCAUCAUCUUGAAUGAGAGGAAACCACAGUACACUGGCCUUAUCUCCAAGGCAGGGAUGGUUAUGCUUCUACUGUCAUCUGCUGUCAUAAUUGUUCUGUCUGUGGCCAAUAUGGGAAGCUGUAUCAUGGUUGUCUUCUCACCACCUCUCCUGGGAACCUCUGCCUUAAUGCCACUUACUGGAUUCCUGCUGGGCUACGCUGUCUCUGCAGCCUUCAAGCUUGAUGACCGGUGCAGGCGGACAGUGUGCAUGGAAACUGGCAGCCAGAAUGUACAGCUUGGCUCAGCUAUCCUCAAGGUCACCUUUGCCCCAGAGAUCAUUGGCCCCCUGUACUUCUUCCCACUACUCUACUUGCUCUUCCAGCUUGGAGAAGGAUUUCUGCUCAUCCUGGUCUUUCGGAUCCAUGACAGGAUAAAGCAAGCCAACGAUGGAGCAAAAAUUAUCUGUGCAGGUGUGGACACAUUUAGUGCUCAAGAAAUGAAAUCAGUGUCAAGACAUUGCAGAAACAGUGGAAAACCGGGAAAACAAUGUAUGGAUUCUACAGCAGUUGCUCUCACAACCCUCCAAGCUCUACCUUCUGCAGCCAGCUCAUAGGUGUCCAGCUCUUCUGUCAACUUACCAGUAUGCGCACUUCACAGCAGCCACAGCCAUCUGCACCCACACUGUUAUUCCCCAAAGACCUUGCUCCAGACUAAGCCUCGUUCUGUCAGCUCAGAAAGGAGACUUUCACUGACUUUCAAAGUCAUUGUGACAACCCUCUGGGACAGCUGAAAAACAUGACAAGUGACUGUCCCCGUUUUACCUACAAGAAAAUCACUGUGUACAUCAGUUGCCUUUCUUAAUUUCACUUACCUGUAACUGCAUGGAAGCAGGUCCUGACAUUAAUGUACUUUCUCUAACAGGCCCAGAAUGAGCUGUGAAAGUUCCUCCGUGCAGAAGCCAGUGAGAUCAAAUGCACAGCCAAGCAGCCCAUGGGCUGUUGGUUUCUCCCAUUGUCCAACAGGUAUCACUGAUCCCCCAGAGCAGAGGCCACACAAACCAUGAUCGUGGCUACACAAACUGCCUUUGUAUGCCGAGUUUGGGCCCAGCAAGCUGUACCUCCAACACCAGAUGAACUUUAAAUGUGCCUUCUUUUGUAGCAGUCUGAGAACUCAACACCACACCUGUUCUAGACACCACCUGGGUAUGGUCACACUACCCACACAGCACCAGGAAAGCUGGCAUCAGCAUCUCCAAUGUCCACACUAUGCCUUGUAACCCAAAGUAGUUCAUCUUAAUUAAGACUAAACCGGUUUGUAUCAAGAACCUACACUAAAUAAACUGCAAUUUCUUAUGCCAGAAAUCAACAUAAGCCUCUAUACUGCAAAGCCUGGGAGUUUAAUAGAAAGCUCAUACAACAGCCAGCUCCCCAGGGAAAAUGCAGGCACCUGCUCAUGCUGCUUGCACGGCAAGUAAGCGGUGCGGUCUAGAAACACAAUCCAGAACAACUAUUUAUAGAGCAGAUAAUACUCACAUUUAGCCUGACAGAAGUCUGUGAUCCCUUUCAUCACAUCAAGUGCCUUCAGCCACCUGGGUUCCAGCUGAAGCCAAGUCCCAGUUGGACACAGAUGCCCAUCAUCAUCUAAGUUAGUAGGAUCAACUGACUUGAGAUCUCUACACAGCUGACCUUCCACCCUUAUGAGCGUGAAGGCUGUUUUACCCCUGCAAGUUACAGCCCUCUUGCUACACACCUCUUGGGGUGAUCCAGCAUCUGCACCACUAUGGCUCUGAGAAUGAAGCCUCCCAUUCCCCAGAGUUGACUGGCAACAACCCAGUUAACUGUGGAUCCUACCCCCUCUAAGGCCUGCUCUCAGCCCAACACACUGACACCUCAACAGACAGACCCACGCAGUACAAGAGCUCCUCCUCCUUCCUUAGCUUGGCACCAGAGACCUCUGCAGCAGCAGGGAGAAAGGGCACCAGGGCUGCAGAGGCCAAUGCCCAACCUCCCACAAGGCCAGACCUUGCUGCACUUUCUACAAUCUAUCCAAAUCUGAGCCUAGCCUUUUUAAAGGUUUCUACAGAUUGCUACAAUAGCUUUGUAAACCACUUUAUGAGAAAACACAUUUUUUAAAAAAUUUAAUUCCUAAGUUCUUGUGGUUGAGGGCUUGAGAAAUACAGGGACUGCAGAGGACUGCUGCCACUGGAAGGCACAAACACUAAAAGACAGAACCUCAUGGUACUACUGCUGCAUUACUCCCACCCAUUGACUUAAAAAUCCCUCUUCCCUCAGAAUGAGGACUAAUGCUUACAAAAAUGGUUUAUCUACACUUCAGUGUUCUCAUACGAACAUGCACAAAUACACCAAUGAAGAAUGCUGUCUACAUCUGUCUUUACCACUCCACACUUCUUAUCCCAAGUCAUUAAAAGCUGAAUGACUCAUCCACUCCACUUUCUGCUAGGAACUGUGACAGCCUGAUUAUCCAUGUUCUUAUUUCAGAACAGACACAGCCAAGGACAUCACACAAUGUAUUUAGAAGGAUUCUAAUUCUCAUCCCUGCCCAAAACAGUUAUUACUUGGGCACAGCUCCAUCUUUAAGAACAAUUUUAAGUUUUAAAAUGUUCACAGUCACAACCACUUUAUGAACACCAAGAAACAAAGUAGAGGCAGAAAUGUUUCUUUAUACUUUAUUUGAACUAUUUUAUUCUUAGGUAUCAAGAAAUAAGAGUGCUUUAUAGAAUAUUAUUACCACAGGGCAGUGAAAUGGGCAUUUUCUUAGUGUAGUGCAAGUCAUAUUAAAUGAAAAUAUUUUAAAAUAAAGUUUUAUUACCAGUACUGACCAGCACUUAAUCUGCUGGCCCAUAGCUGAAACAAUGUCUCAAAAGCACAAAAAAAUACCCUCUGAAAUAAAGCUUUAUGUACAGCACAUAUAGAGCUCUCUUAGAUGUCUAAAACUAUUAGUCAGAGACAUUAAUGCUUUUAGUUGCUAUUCACAGUUGAAUAUACUGAGAAUUAAGUGUUCAGAUGACUUUAAAGUACAAAAAAAUUUGUCUUCUUUAGUUAUAAAGAGCUCUGCCAAUAUACACAAACUAUACACUUCAGACAUUCACAAAAAAAUGUGAGCAAGAAAAGGGUUAUCAAAAACAUUUAAUACAAUUAGUCAAUAACCCUUCCCACCAUGGUCCACAUCUACAAAGUUCCCCCUUCCCUCCCCUCUCCCCAUCCAAACCCUUUCCCACAGAAAGUCACAUACUUACCAAAGUUUUAGCAAGUAUGGUUUAAAAAAGAGCCCGCUGGGCAAGUUACUUAUAGUUCAGUUGCCACUGUCAACAGAUCUGGACCUUGAUCUAGACCUCUGCCGGUCUACGGAUGACGGAGAUUUGGAUCUGCUGGAAGAAGCACGUUUCUGGCUCUUGUGCGGCAGGGGAGAUCUGCUGACUGACCGCGACUUGCUGCGGCUCCUGCUGCGGGACCUGCUGUAGGACUUGCGGCUGCGGGACCGCGAGCGGCUGCGGGACCCGGAGGAGCUCCUGCUGCGCGACCGCGAGCGGCUCCUGGACCUACUGAGGAGUCCAGAGGAGCGCCAGUCAGCGCCAGCUGCGGAACCGCACGGCCCCAGGCAGGCCAGGCACAGCCCCCAGCUCGCCUUUGCAGUCAGCGACUUCAAAGGUUCUCAGGGAAUGUUUAAGCAUUAUUAAGAGAGUAGAAAUCCAUACCUGUGCCUUUUGCUGCCUUCAAUUAGUUUGAUUUUCCUUCCAUUAAUUUCUUUACCAGAAAGCUUUUCGAUAGCAUUCUUUAAAUCACUGUAAGAGGCAAAUUCAACCACCCUAUGGAAAAAACAAACAAACAAACAUAAAGCUCACUAUUACAAGUAGUAGUUACCAAUACAAACAAAAUUUACACUG
Messenger RNA from Passer domesticus (house sparrow), 6218 nucleotides. It is a transcript of the gene SLC10A1, whose product is annotated as solute carrier family 10 member 1. The record is from RefSeq and is a predicted model, not a curated record. Gene Ontology annotation, molecular function: bile acid:sodium symporter activity. NCBI's taxonomy places the organism in Eukaryota, Metazoa, Chordata, Aves, Passeriformes, Passeridae. Gene Ontology annotation, cellular component: membrane. The coding region runs from base 1770 to 2927 and encodes 385 amino acids. The transcript has 6 exons. Gene Ontology annotation, biological process: bile acid and bile salt transport.